AUGGCAUCCACCACUGCGUGUGAAUCCAUCUCGCUCACCGAGCCAGGAGAGCGGCCGAUCUCGAUGGUGCCAGAAGCACCACACAAUGAUUCUUCCGUUACCGAGGCUAAAGUCCCUUACCUGAAGCUCAUCGCAUCGGGCUUCUCCUUUUUCGUCGCUGGUGUCAACGACGGCAGUUUAGGCUCCUUGCUUCCCUACGUGCUCGAGACGUAUCACGUUAGUACCGGUCUGGUAAUUAUCGUUUAUGUUACAACUCUCGUGGGCUGGUUGGUGGCCGCCCUAACCAAUAGCACCGCCUGCCAAUACCUUGGAUUAGGUUCUAUGCUCGCUCUGGGGGCUGCGCUUCAGGUGCUAGCCCAUGUCCUGCGUGCCUGGCUUCCGCCGUUCCCAUUAUAUGCUAUAACUUUCUUCCUAGCUAGUCUAGGACAAGCAUUCAAUGACACCCAUGCCAAUACAUAUGUCGCUGCGGUCAAGGCCGCCCACCGAUGGCUCGGCUUUAUCCAUGCCAUGUACAUGGCUGGGUGUCUCGUCGGGCCAUUGGUGGCUACCGCUGUGGCGUCUGCUAAUAGGCAGUCACAGUGGAAUUUAUUCUAUGUCUUUCCACUUGGUUGGGGUUUAAUCAACCUGAUCCUGGUAUUGAUAGCCUUUCGCGAUAGCAUGUCCGUCCAUCAUUCCUCAGAAGCCGUUCAAAGCGACGACCCGCGGGCUUCGGGUCAGAACAGUCGCGGCAGCCGUGCCGUAAGGGAGAUCAAGGAUACACUUCGUGUACCAGCUGUCUGGUUGACAAGUCUCUAUUUUUUUCUUCUUCCUGGGAGCGGCCAUCACGGCCGGUGGGUGCCCAAUAUAGGCGUUGAGGCCAUGGCUAUCUGCUUGUUGGGCUUCUUCUCGGGGCCCUUCUUCGCAACAGGAAUAUCGGUCGCAUCUAAAAUCUUUCCGGCUAACAUUCGUUCCUCCGGGAUUGCAUUCGUCUUCGUGUUGGGGCAGAUUGGAGGAUCGCUCUUCCCCGUAUUGACAGGCAUCAUCUCUUCCCACACCGGCGUCAAGGCCCUGCAGCCCAUGUUAUUGGCUCUACUGUGCGCUACGGGUAUCAGCUGGCUGCUGGUGCCUACUAAGGCGCCGAGACUGCGUGCAGAUUGA
This is a messenger RNA of Aspergillus luchuensis, 1137 nucleotides long. Its product is annotated as putative MFS transporter. The record is from RefSeq and is a predicted model, not a curated record. Lineage: Eukaryota; Fungi; Ascomycota; Eurotiomycetes; Eurotiales; Aspergillaceae. Gene Ontology annotation, biological process: transmembrane transport. Gene Ontology annotation, molecular function: transmembrane transporter activity. Gene Ontology annotation, cellular component: membrane. Bases 1 to 1137 code for a protein of 378 amino acids. The transcript is spliced from 5 exons.